Messenger RNA from Dentiscutata erythropus, 957 nucleotides. NCBI's taxonomy places the organism in Eukaryota, Fungi, Glomeromycota, Glomeromycetes, Diversisporales, Gigasporaceae. The record is from the annotation of a GenBank genome assembly.
AUGAAAACGCCAAACAAAUAUUGUGCUAGUGUUUUUGUCAUGGCAAAAUUUAGGCCGACUGAAAAAGAUAAGAAAAUUAUAAGUGAAGAUAAAAAAUACGCAAUAAUUAUCAAUAAGGUUUCUCGUUUAUAUGCUAUUAGACUAAUCAAUUAUAAUGAUAAUGAUAGAGUUACAAUAAUAGCAGUUAAAAGAUUUCCUGACUUAGUAGGGUUUUAUCCUACAAAAGAAGAAGCUAAUAAUAAAGCUAAAGAUAUUGAAAUGAAGAAAGAAGUAGAUCAAUGUAUAUACGGAAUUGAAACUCAAGAAGAUAGUGUAAACAAUAAUAUAUUGAUUAUUGGGAGAACAGGUAGUGGCAAAUCUACUUUGGCUAACGUAAUUAGCAAUUCAACUGAAUUUGGAGAAAUUGUUGAUACUGUUGGAGUUUCUGAUACAGGGCUGUCCCCGAAAAUGGUUUUGAUUAAGCUUACUGAGGCCAUUUAUUCGAUGAAAGGGGAUAAAACAAGUGUUUGCGGAAUAGAUGGGAGAUUUACUGAAGAGCAAAUAGAAGCUUUCGAAAUAUUAAAAGGAAUUUUUGGUGAUAAUGUUACAAAAUAUACAACAAUUAUAAGAAUUAAUUCUUGUAAAGGCGUCGUUCAUAUUAAUGCCCCUUCAUUAACUAGUAGUGAUAGAAUACAUAGAACUAUAUCUCGAAAAAUUUUGCUAGAUUAUUUAGCUGCUUUCCAUGGAAAUUUCAAAAUGGAAUGUUGGGAUAAUAUAUGUGUUAGAAUUAAUGAUUUUAUGAAUGCAAGAAAGAAAUGGGGUGAAGAUGAAAUUUCAAAUUCAAUAUUUCAAAGAGAAUUUAUUAGAAAAGAAAUAAAAGGAAUGGAAUAUGAAGUUAUUGUAGUAGUGGAAGAUGAACUUAGGUCUAAUAUUGAGGCUAAAGUGGAAGUAUUAAAACAUUGCUGCCCAAUUAGUUAA